AUGCUCUCUAGAGCUCAGCAGCUGGAGAGAAACAUUGGCUAAGGAUGGUCAAAGCUGGGAAGGGAAAAAGCAAGGAGGGAAAAGGAUGAAGUAAAAAGAGCUACGAGCCACGCUGGAGAGCAUAAACAGCCUGCUGACCUCUGAUGCAUGAGGGAUGAAGAAAACAGACUGUGUUUGACUAUGUGGACCAUCUGGGUGAUCUUCUGGAUUUCAGCUGUCCCGACCAAAGCUGUUCCACCCAUCUGUGAUCUUCUGAGCGUCCUGAAAAGAGAGGAAGAAAAGUGUAUGGAGAUUCUUUCCCUGGAGGCAAGGAACAGAACGACAGAAAAUGAUCUACUCCUGAGCUCAGGCAGAUGUGCUGGAAUGUGGGAUAACAUGAGCUGCUGGCCUUCAUCCACUGUGGGACAGAUUGUCAAUGCUCACUGCCCUGAAUUCUUCCAGAUGCUGACUGGGAAAAAAGGUUUUGUGUACCGAAACUGUACAAGUGAGGGCUGGUCAGACCCGUACCCAAGACCUGACAUCGCUUGUGGCUACAAUGUCAACGACACAACCAACGAGGCCAGACGUUCCUAUUUCAUGACCCUGAAGACCAUGUACACCAUUGGAUACUGCACCUCCCUCGUGACUCUGAUGAUAGCAUUAGUGGUCCUGGCCUCCUUCAGAAGACUUCGCUGCACAAGGAACUACAUCCACAUGCAUCUCUUCACAUCGUUCAUUUUGCGAGCCUCCUCCAACUUCAUCAAGGAUGCUGUCUUGUUUUCCUCUGAAGACACAAAUUACUGUGGGGCAUACACGGCUGGCUGUAAGCUCACCAUGGUCUUCUUUCAGUAUUGCAUCAUGUCUAACUACAGCUGGCUCCUGGUGGAAGGGCUGUACCUCCACACUCUCCUGGUGAUUUCUUUCUUCUCGGAAAGGAAGUUCCUCUGGUGGUUCAUUGCCCUUGGAUGGGGUGCCCCAAUGGUGUUUGUGGCUGCAUGGGCAACUGCUAGGCAACUCCAUGAAAAUAUUGGGUGUUGGGACAUUAACACUGAUGCCAAUACCUGGUGGAUCAUUCGAGGCCCCAUAGUUUUGUCUAUUUUUAUUAAUUUCAUUCUCUUUGUCAACAUUUUAAGAAUCCUGGUGAGGAAGCUCAGAUCCCCUGAAAAACGGAGCAGUGAUUUCAACCAAUACAAGAGACUUGCAAAGUCAACACUCCUCCUCAUUCCUCUUUUUGGGGUCCACUAUAUCAUCUUUGCUUUUUUCCCUGAGGAUGCAAGCAGCGGCACAAUGGAAAUUCAGCUGUUUUUUGAAUUAGCUCUUGGAUCAUUCCAGGGCUUUGUUGUGGCUGUGCUUUAUUGUUUUCUUAAUGGUGAGGUUCAGCUGGAAGUUCAGAGAAAAUGGAGGCAGUGGCAUUUAAGCAAACACUGGCGUCAGCAUCUCAGCACCUCAGCGAGUAACGGAGGAAGCGGCUUGACUCAAGAGAUGCAGGUGGUGAGGUCCAGCCCACCAGAGCACAGGAGAGGAACCCUCCAAAGGUCAAGUGUGCUUUAGCCCCGUGCACCUGAGGGUGCCUCCAUGCUCAGAUACACAUGGCUGAGUCCAUGGACUGAGCUGGAGCCCUGUGUCCGCAUCCAAAGCGGGACUUGGCCGUAGAUCAGCAGUUCUUGGAGCACAUCUGUUCGUGUAUAUCCUGUGCAGCACCAUGGUUAUUUUGCAAAGCAAAAGGGGCUAAAGUAUUAUGCUCUUCCUUGAGUUUCUGGCCACGGUGAUUUGUGUUUCUUUCCACACCUGCUGCUAGUUCUACCUUAAAUGUGACCUUCCAUUUUCCAUGUGGCUCUCCAACAUGUUCCAGACUAAGUCGGGCUGGUGAUUGUUUGACGUUCUUUAUUUCUUCUGCUGCAGAAACUGGGAGGACAUUGAAUUUUAUAUGAUGAAGGUUACAUGCCGUCCUCCGUGGGUUUGAAAUGCCAAAUUAAUUAAUCCCUAGAAUUUAUCAAGGUUCAAAGCCUUUUUGUUGUGGUGAUGGAUAUGGACACUGGGAACACAAGGCACAGCUGAGCUCCAGUUCCUUCUCUGAGUGCAUAUCCAUUGCUCCAGUGACAGUGACAGGUUCAGGCAGGUUUUUGCCUUUGCUUCUUUCAACAGUGGAUACCUUGGAAACAACAGUGGUCCAAUUUGCAUAUUUCUAUCAUUUUGAAAUGGUAACAAAGCUAUUACAACAUAUUCUAAGGGUGACCAAAAUAUCUUCAGUAAGAUAGCUCAUCCCUGUUGUGUCUGCACCUCUGAGACUUGACCAGCUUGUAUUUGAAAGGAAGAAAUGAAAGCUCUUGAGACAUCAAAAGCUCAAUUGAACUGGACAGUAGAAGGUAUCUGGUGAAAAAACAAUACCAUAGCGGCUUCCAAAAAUCUCUUUAGAGUCUACAGUUCCUCAGUGUACUGAAAUCUGCAAGGCUGUGCACUGUAAUAGUUUGUCAAAAAGUAUCUGAGCUAUCACAGCUUUAUGCUCUUAAGGACAUAGUUAAGCAAAUUUCCCUGUUUUGAAUGGGAAAGGGAUAAAAUAAUUCAUCUGACAAAGGAAAUCAAAUCUCCUACUUGGUUUUGUAUCCACAUUUCCCUAGUUGGGAUGAUUUUUGGCUGGAUUUCUUCAAGGGCAAAGAUGAUUGAACCGAAAGCAAAUGGUGUUUAUCACUUCUCCCUCCUGCCGAUCACUUACAAGACAUUGGCAAAACAUGCAUGGCAUGUCAAAUGCUGCCUGAGCAGCAUUCCCCAACCCCCUCUGCCAAAACAAGCUUUUAGUCACACCAAAUGCCUAUAUGGUAGGCUUCUGCCAUUUUAUCAGGAGACAAACACGCAGAGAAGUUCAAAGGGUACAUUCAAGCUUAAAUUACCUGUACCAAAGCAGGUUUUUGAGUGCUGUUAGCUCUGUCUGAAACUCUGAGAUUCAGGAAAAAGGUCUUUUUUUUUACUGGCAGUGCUGACAGCUAUCCCACACCCUCCCUGGUGCAGCAGGUGCUGCAGGCAGCAGCACACAGAGAGCAGCCAGGAGGGGAGGAAGGGCACUCAGCAGCAGGGAGAGCUUCGUGGUUGCUCCAGCCUGCCCUGCUUGGCUUUCUUGGCUCAUGCAGGUCACCCAGCAGUAGGAGAGUUGAACCUCUUUAGGACCAGGGGGAAAAACUGUGAGAUGUAAUGCUGUAAACUGGCAAGUGUUUCAAGGUAUUACUUUAAACUUACAUUUUUGGAAGAAGCAAUAUUUCAAGAUGGUUUUGUCCUUUAAAAAUCAGCCAAAACAAGUGGAAGGAGGAACAGAAGCAGGAUCAGUCCCAUGACCAAAGGAGAAGUGAAAGUCCCUCCAUGAAGGCUGGAAUGAAAGACCUCACUUCUUGCUGACUCACCCAGGCCAAGCAGAGCCUCUGAACUUCUCGAGGGUUCACUUUGUCCCAAUGCAUUUAGCAAGUCAGAUACUUCUGAAAAAAUGUAACCUUAAUUUUCUCUCUGGCCUAUGAAUGAGACCAAGAAGGGUGAAACAACUUGUAUGCUCCCUCUCUCGAGAAUUAAACAUUCAUCCUUCAAGCCAAAGCAGAUGUUUGUUUUAAAUGCAAGUGCCUCCUUCCAGUAUAAAUGAAGAAAUACAGAUUCAGAGAUACAAUAACAUGUAAUUAAUUAGAUCUGAUGCAAUUAUUGGCUCUUACACGAGCCAAUGUAAGAGCUCACCCCUGCAGUGCAUAGUUAGGACCAGUACAAGACUGGUAGGAGCCCAGGCUAAGCACGGUACC
Molecule: messenger RNA, 3752 nt
Organism: Prinia subflava (tawny-flanked prinia)
Lineage: Eukaryota; Metazoa; Chordata; Aves; Passeriformes; Cisticolidae
Gene: SCTR
Product: secretin receptor
Biological process (GO): cell surface receptor signaling pathway; adenylate cyclase-modulating G protein-coupled receptor signaling pathway
Cellular component (GO): plasma membrane
Molecular function (GO): G protein-coupled peptide receptor activity; secretin receptor activity; peptide hormone binding
Source: RefSeq, a predicted model, not a curated record